Oncorhynchus keta (chum salmon) is the source of this 6608-nucleotide messenger RNA. Its product is annotated as sterol regulatory element-binding protein cleavage-activating protein-like. Bases 167 to 4084 code for a protein of 1305 amino acids. NCBI's taxonomy places the organism in Eukaryota, Metazoa, Chordata, Actinopteri, Salmoniformes, Salmonidae. The record is from RefSeq and is a predicted model, not a curated record. Gene Ontology annotation, molecular function: sterol binding; protein binding. Gene Ontology annotation, biological process: SREBP signaling pathway. Gene Ontology annotation, cellular component: Golgi membrane; endoplasmic reticulum membrane. The transcript has 21 exons.
UUAGAGUUGAGGAGCAAGUACUCAGUUCAAUAUGGGAGAAGUGAGCUGAAAUACCAUCUUGCUGCUUCUCAAUGCAGCCUAAAAUCUCUGCAUUUAUGGUGCUACUUGCUAGGAGUCUUAGCUUUUGUACGUUGGGGUUUUAAGACCCCUUACACAGGUGUGGAUCAUGGCAAUGGAUUGUAUAGGAUCCAGUGAUGCCUUCAAACUGGGGAUUUUAGGAAGCAUCGUUAGGAGGUCCCUGGAUGCCCCGCGGCGCUCGGUCCUCGCCCACCCGCGCACGGCGCCCCCCGAUGGCCGGCAGCUGACCCCGCCCCUCAGGAUGACGGUGAGAGAGCGGCUGCGGGAGAAGAUCUCGGCGGCGUUCUUCCGCCACGGGCUGCUUUGCGCAUCCUAUCCGGUGCCCAUCAUCCUCUUCACCUCCGCCAGUAUCCUCGCCUGCUGUUACCCCCUGCUGCAGCUGCCUCUGCCGGGAACCGGGCCGGUGGAAUUCACCACACGGGUCCGAGAUUACACCGUCCCUUCCCAUGAGCCCCAGGGAGACCUCGGCGAGAGGCCUGACUGGUAUCGGGGUCCUCCGGUGGCCUACAUCCAGCCGGUUCUGGUGAAGGCAGCUGUGUCUCCCUGGGACAGUACGCUGGUCCCUGUGGACGUGUUCCGCUCCCCACUGGGCCGCGUAUUCAGCCUGCUGGAGGAGAUCCGCAACCAUGUACACGACGACGGUUCUGGGGUCAGGAGCUUGGAGGCGCUCUGCCUGCAGGUGACGGACCUGUUGCCGGGGUUACGGCGUAUGCAGAGAGUGCUGCCGGAGCACGGUUGUCUGCUGGUCUCCCCCGGCAAUUACUGGCAGAACCAGCGGGAGCUGUUUGACUCUGACCCCGACCUGCUGAAGACCGUCCACCAGCACGAACCCAAAGGACUGCACACCUCCGCCACACUGAGAGACCUGCUGUUUGGCGUCCCGGUGAAACACACAGGGGUGAGUCUGUACAGCAGGAAGAGGGUGGUCACCUACACCAUCACCAUGGUCCUGGGCAGCUACGACGCCAGGUUCCUGUCUAGCCUGCGGGCGCGUCUCCGCCAGCUACACCCCUCGGUGAACUGCAGCCUACGCGAGGACCACAUGGUGCAUGUGCACUUCAAGGAGGAGAUAGGCAUGGCCGAGCUCAUCCCUCUGGUCACCACCUACAUCAUACUGUUUGCCUACAUCUACUUCUCCACACGUAAGAUUGACAUGGUGAAGUCAAAAUGGGGCUUGGCGCUGGCUGCCGUGGUAACAGUGCUCAGCUCUCUGCUUAUGUCUGUGGGGCUCUGCACCCUGUUCGGCCUGACGCCCACACUCAAUGGAGGUGAGAUCUUCCCCUAUCUGGUGGUGGUGAUAGGGCUGGAGAACGUCCUGGUUCUCACCAAGUCUGUGGUGUCCACCCCUGUUGACCUGGAGGUCAAACUACGCAUUGCUCAGGGCCUUAGUAAUGAGAGCUGGUCUAUCAUGAAGAACAUGGCCACAGAGCUGUGCAUCAUCCUCAUAGGAUAUUUCACCCUGGUGCCUGCUAUCCAGGAGUUCUGUCUGUUUGCUGUGGUGGGGCUGGUGUCUGACUUCUUCCUUCAGAUGUUUUUCUUCACCACAGUUCUUUCCAUUGACAUCCGACGCAUGGAGUUGGCCGAUCUGAACCGCCGUCUUCCGGCCGAGGCGGGGAUGCCCCUUCCCAAACCGGGCCCCCUGCGCCCUCGGGAGGCGCCUCCUCCCCCACGGCCCUCGCCCCACACCAUCACCCUGCAGACGCCCGCCUUCAGGAACCUGCGCCUGCCCAAGAGGCUCCGUGUGGUCUACUUCCUGGCCCGCACGCGUCUGGCCCAGCGCUUCAUCAUGGUGGGUACAGUGAUCUGGAUUGGCAUCCUGGCCUACACGGACCCCGCUGGCCUCCGUACCUACCUGGCAGCCCAGGUGUCUGAACAGAGCCCCCUGGGGGAGGGCGGGGCUGGGGGUCUGCCCCCCCACCUGGGAGUAGCCCCGGUCUUCCCUGGACCAGGAGGGGACCCCGCCGACACCCUCAGUGUCCUCCCCGCCCCCGCUGAACCCACCCCGCUUCCAGAGAACCAGUCCCAGGGCCACCACGGGGCCCCCGGGGAAGGAGUACCCCUGGUGCCCCAGAUUAGCUGGGGGGCGGAGGAUGAGGAGGGCUGGAGGAGGCUGUCUUUCAGACACUGGCCCUCGCUCUUCAGCUACUAUAAUAUUACUCUGGCCAAGAGAUACAUCAGCAUCCUGCCUGUCAUCCCCAUCACGCUCCACCUGAGCCCCCGGGAGGCCAUCGAGACACGUCACCCCCAGGACACACGCCACCCCCCGCCACCCAGCCUCAAAACUAAUGACCUGCCCGCAGACCUCACGCUCUACAAGGUAGCAGCUCUGGGCCUGGCGGCAGGGGUUCUGCUGGUGCUGCUGCUCUUCUGUCUCUACCGGGUCCUCUGUUCCCGCAACUACGGCCAGAACGGCGUGGCCCACGGACGCCGUCGUCGCGGUGACCUGCCCUGCGACGACUACGGCUACUCGCCACCCAUCAGCGAGAUCUCCCCCCUGCUGCUGUGUGGACACAGCAUGGAUAUAGAGUGUCUGGCGAGUGACGGCAUGCUGUUGGCCAGUUGUUGUCUGGCAGGACAGAUCCGUGUGUGGGACACUCAGACUGGAGACUGCCUCACCGUCAUUCCUAAACAUGGGCUGCGGCGGAGUAGCAGCAGUGGCUGCUGGGAGCAGCGGGAUGGUUGGGACGCUGUGGGUGUGGCCGAACCUGAGAAUCUGGGGGGCGGGACAGAACCAGGGGGCGGGUUUUUCGACGAGGACGAGGGCUACCCCCUCAGGCGGCGGACCACCCCACGUCCUGCCCUCUUUGAGAACCAACCCGACCUCACCCCCCUCAUCGACACCAACUUCGACUCCCAGGCCCCCUCCCACCUCCUCCUCACCCCACCAAGGGAUGGCUUUGACUUCGGGGGGCUGGUGGAGAAGGCCUACCUGGAGCACGAGCCUCCCUCGCCGGGCCUCACUGCCUCCUACCCCUCACCCCUGUCGGGACCCCCUCCCCAGAGGAGACGCAGCCUGGGGUACAUCCAGCCCCCUGCUCCACAGGGCCAGGAAACCCCGGACUGGGAAAGCGCUGUGUGGGCCAUGGAGCUCCGGGGGAACCUCAUCGCUGCUGGAAGGAGCAACGGCAAACUAGAGCUGUGGGAUGCAGUGGAGGGCUCGUUACGCUGCAGUAAUGAAGACGGCGUCUCGGGGAUCACGGCCCUGGCCUUCCUCAACAACAGGAUCGUGGCGGCCAGACUCGAUGGCUCUCUAGACUUCUUCACUGUCGACAUCAACAAGCCUCUGGGCUUACUGCAGUACAGAGGUCCCCCCGGGCGUAGUAACAUGCCGCCCUCGCCCUGCUACAGCAGUGAGGAAGUGAUCUCAUGCCAGCUGACGCGCUCGGUGCAGUGUGCCCACCAGAAACCCAUCACGGUGCUGCGAGCCGCUGCCGGCAGAGUGGUCACGGGCAGCCAGGACCACACUGUCAGGGUGUAUCGUCUGGAGGACUCAUGCUGUCUCUUCACGCUCCAGGGCCACUCUGGUGGAAUCACUGCCAUCUACAUAGACCAGACCAUGGUUCUGGCCAGUGGGGGGCAGGACGGAGCAAUCUGUCUGUGGGAUGUGCUGACGGGCAGCCGGGUGAGCCACGUGUACGGUCACCGCGGCGACGUGACCUCACUGGUGUGCACCACAUCGUGCGUGAUCAGCAGCGGCCUCGACGACCUCAUCUGCAUCUGGGACCGCAGCAUGGGCAUCACGCUCUACUCCAUACAGCAGGAGGUGGGCUGCGGUGCCAGUCUGGGGGUGAUCUCUGAGUCUCUCCUGGUGACAGGGGGCCAGGGCUGUGUGUCCUUCUGGGACCUGAACUUCGGGGACCUCCUCCAGACGGUCUACCUGGGCCAGAGCAGCGACGGCCAGGGGGUCCGCCAGCUCGUGGUGCUGAACAACGCCGCCAUCGUCUGUGACUUUGGCUCCGAGCUCAGCCUGGUCUACGUACCCGCGGUGCUGGAGAAGCUGGACUGAGCAGAAGCAGAACUAGGACAGGCGCCACACAGUGGCCUGGAGAAGUAGACAAAAUGGUCAGUACUGACAAUGGGGAUAUAUGCAAACUCAACUCAUUUUGGCCCUACACUAUGCUGCAGUUGGACAAUCUCCUUGGAAAGAGUUGUGGCUCAUUCAGAUCGUUAGCGCUUCACAUGAUUUAGCUGGCAGGGCAUUUCUAUAGCAAUACAUAGCCUUUUUUUAUAAAGCUAAUGUCUGGUUGGAGAGACAGAUGUACAGACAGACUUACAAGUGGUCAACCUGCCACAGGGUGAGGUCUGUCUGACCAGAAAGAUGACCUUUGGCCUUGUUACUAGCUUGUAUCCAAGCAUUGGAUGGUUUGGGGUACACACACCCCAAGGGGGUUCCCAUCCAACAAUCAGACUGUCACUGCACACUAUGCUGCUGUCAUUGGCGGGGUGUUUGAUACCACGCCAGCCAAUCAAUGUAGUGCAGCUGUAGCAGGCUCAUGUCAUGAAGUCUGAGGGCCGCUGGGCUAAGCAAAGCGGUUAUUAGCAUGUGUGUGUUUUGUGUCCUGGGGAAGAAACAGUCCUGUUUUAUGGUGAAAACAUUGCUGACAAAAAUCCUUCAUUAUUGUGUGUGUGUGUGUGCGCGAGAGAGAACUGGAUACGAUUACUGUAAUGAAAUGCACCUUGAGAGGGGGUUGUUUUUUAUGUUUAAAUCUAUUUAUUAGUGAUACAUUUUUAAGUAACAAUUUGAGGUGUGCAUAAUAUAAUGUGGAGAUGAUGUCAUAAAUGUAGGGUUAGAUGUAUUUUUUUUAACAUUGGUUAUAAUGAGAUUAAGAUUUGUAAUAAUAUUUUGGAACUGAAAACACUUGUGUUUUCUUGGCGUUGGGGAUUGAGGGGAGAGGUUCCUUGCCUUACCCCAGCCUCAAGCUCUGAUUUUAGGGCUACUGUUGCUGCAAGAGGACCCAUCUGGCCCCUAAGAGCCCCUUAAACUGUAAAAGGCUCUAUACUUUCUGCUUGAAUUUGAGAUUUGCAUCUGAAGGUGUGGCAGCUCUACAUUGGCUGCUCUCUUCCCAUGUUGACUGUGCCCAGGAUAAAUGUCAGAUCUUUUGAGAUUGUGACUAUAUUCAAUUGCACGGUUUUAUGUUAGUAACAUUGUCAUUCUACCUUUUGUACGUCUUGUUAUCUGACUAAAGGUUCCAUUGAGGAAAUCACGUUACUUUUUUAAAUACCUAAAAUGGCUUCCUCUUGAAAAAAAAUCUUAACUGCGUUUCUCUGUCCGCUAUGUUUUUCCCAAUUCACUGAAAAGGUGUCUUUUCUUUCGGUCUUAUCUCUGUAAUUCUCUGCUUGUGAGUUUGAGAACCCUAUCAGGCAUAAAAGGAGAGGAUGGGUAGUGUACCAGUAAUGUGGUUAACUCCACCUUGUCUUUUCAUGUGAGCAAAGGAGUCAGCGAGGGCCUCAGACGAGGAAUAUGAUGGUUGGAGCCUCUCUACUAAUAACUCAACCUUUCUCCCGUUACCUCUGAGUGACUGUAGCGCGAGCCUGCAGACACAGGCAAUGCAGCGAGCGCGUAGUGGACUUGACCGUAGAUGUUAGCCUAGUUGGUUACUUACACCCAUAGCUGAAUGUAGAUGCUUGAUAUUGAAAAGCAAAUCCACUCAACUUCAACCAACAGAAAUAUAACACUAACUCUUAACCCUCUCAAAUGCACAUGCUCACACUAGGCAACAAUGUAUAGAAAGACAUUCAGAAAGCAUAAAAACGCACACAUCAGACUUGUGAAUGUACGGGUGGGCAGCUUUAGUCCAAGUGUUGCGUUGUCGGCUGGUUUAAGAUGAAUUGAAGAGAAACGAAAACCCAGACACACGCCAUCCCAGAAGGACUGGAGUUGUGCACCCGUAUGUAUAAUGGUUCUAAUUUAUUUCCUUUUUAAAAAUGUAAAUAGGUAAAUGCUUUAGAGCGUGUCGAUUCACUUAUCAUUGUAAGGAUAUAGACUGUUGCCUGAGUUAAAUAUGGUUGUGUUCCAAGUCCUUUUAAGCUGCCUUUCCUUAUCUCCUUGCUUGCAAAUAAUGAUAGGAUAGUUUUGACAGCCACACACACUGUCACAAUAUGUGGCCUAUGCAGGAAUGAAACCUCAUCACUCUGGUGCUGUGAGCACUAUGCUCCCAACAACAUUGGAAUGUUUAUGGAACAGGAGUUUCUACAUUUGUUUUACAGCGUUCUGCCACUGUAGUGAUGAAAGGAGAUGAGAAGGGGAAGCAUUUAAGAUAAUUGGAACACAGCCCAUGUCCCCUUGAUCUGACCCUUUUGGUCCUACAAAAUAGUUGAGGGAGGGAGGGGCAGAAAGAAACCAGUGUAAAUAUUGUUUUUGUGGAAUCAUAGGCCUGUUCUGUCCCCCUCCUCCUGAACCCCCUCCCUUCGGUUGGCUAGGGUGCCACAGACUGUAGUGGCGGUAGCAAAUGUUCUGGGCUAUUUUACUAUUUUUAACACAGGAGCAAAACUUUGUACUAAUUUCCAAAUAAAGAGUCUUUGAUACCUUG